This is a messenger RNA of Dichomitus squalens LYAD-421 SS1, 948 nucleotides long. RefSeq lists its product as uncharacterized. Lineage: Eukaryota; Fungi; Basidiomycota; Agaricomycetes; Polyporales; Polyporaceae. The record is from RefSeq and is a predicted model, not a curated record. Bases 89 to 400 code for a protein of 103 amino acids. The transcript has 3 exons.
GCAAAACAUAUUCAAGCUCUUUCCACAGUCGCGUAUUGCCUUGUGUUUCGUAGCCGCGGUACACGGAUUACUCUCCUUCGAAUCAGCCAUGGCGCAAUGCACUUCGAUGGAGGAAAUCGUGAUUUUCGUUACCGGGUCCGGAGUCGCCGAUCGCACUAUGCAACACGUGCUACUGUUGUUCGUAUAUGGCGUGAGCUCCCAAAUCAUAUUUGACCUACAAUCUGAUGCGCGUCUGCGACGGUUCACCUUACGAUUUCAACGUUACGGACCCCGCACGGACGAGACCGCGGAAGUUCCUGAAGGUGUGUUGGCACAGAUCGACAAUGGCCUCAUCUCGGCGGACUUCGGGGGUACACUCACGGUGCGAUACCCUGCAGAUUUUGACGUGUAUACUCUGUGACGAUGGUCUGCUCGAGCAAUACGGAGACUAUCCCCCUGCGGACCUGGUGAUCACGACGUACGGCGGUGUUGCAGACCAUCAAACAGAGUACGACUUAUACGCCAACGUGAAGAGGCUCUUUCCGCAAACGCAUGAAAAGGGACUUCUGCGAAUUCAAAGGGCCUAGGCAACGUACCACGCAGUGGCAGAGUCAUUGUGAUGAGAUGUACAUCUUAUUGCGUCCCGUUCAGAAGCUCACGGCGAUCGUGUUCGAUCACUGAUUCCGCUAUUCACUUGUAGCGACCAUUGUCAAUUGCCAUCCAUGUUUCCGGGGGACUCCAGAGGGCUUACGCAUGUGAUGGUAACGACACCCCCCUGCGUUGGGAUAUCCCGACCGCAGAGUCCAGCGUAGGCGACCUGGCUCGAAUUCGCAGCUGUGGGGUUGUGAUGACGGAAGGAGGCAACGGCUUCGCGUCAAGAACUAUUGGGCUGGAAGGCCUCAGUCAACUAUCUGGCUACUUUUUAUUAUCGUUUAGACAGGUGCAAUGCAGCUGACUCCGAUGUCGACC